AUGUCGCCAGCAGCCAUCAUUGCCCUGCUCUGCUUCGGUCCCUUUUGCGCCCUCAGCAUCACGCUCGCCAACCCCAUACGGGGUCUCCCCAAACUGUCCGUAGUUUGCUCUGCCGAAGUCAUUGCGAAUCUUUCGGGGAGCGGCAACUCCCGAUACGGCGACCACAGCUUUUUGGAUGAAGUGGAAGAGAACCGCGAACUGACGAUUUUCGCCCUUCACUUUCAGGCUGUGGAACAGCCUUUCUUUGCCACCCUGAUUCUGCUCGUCGUCUCCUUCCUCCGUGUUGUCUUCCAAGCCUCAAAGCUGGGACAGAUUCUUCCCGACUCGUGGUUGGCGUCUGAAUCGGAGCACGCUUGCAAACGGUUCUUGCACCCUAUGCUUCCAACGUGCGUGCGACCGCCGCCGUGCCGUCCCAUUCAUUCUCCACCAUUUUUGGCCCGCAGAUUCAUCGGCGAGCGACAGGACCCCUUUGAUUUCUCCGCCGAGGGCUUUUUCCUCAUCAUCCUGCCCCCCAUUAUUUUCGAGGCUGGCUAUCAGCAAUGCAAUAAUCGCGUCUUUAUGGAAAACAUUGGCACCAUCCUCAUCAAUGCGAUUCUGGGCACAGCCUUCAACACCUUUGCCGUCGGUUUUGUCAUGUCUGCCAUUGCCAAUUCUUUGGGCAUUGACAUGAACCCAGCCGAGGGCCUGGUCUUUGGCGCUCUCAUUGCUGCUGUUGAUCCUGUGGCCGUCUUGACCGUGUUUGAAGAAAUGCACGUGAACGACACGCUGCACACCAUCGUCUUUGGCGAGAGCAUUCUCAACGACGGCGUCGCCGUCGUUUUGUAUCGCAUCUGCGUCUCCAUUGCCUACAACGGCAACACUUCAGAGGACUUCAGCAACCAACUCAACGCCACGGCAACCCUCUUCUUGACAUCAUCGCGGCGUUUAGAAAAAUUGGACAUCGCAGCGGCUGUGGGCACGGGCGUCGGUGCUUUCAUUGUGGUUUUUGUGGGCGGGUUGAUCAUUGGCAUCUUGCAUGGCGUUCUUGCGGCAUUUAUCACGCGCUUCUUCAUUCCCGAGUCGGGCCGUGUGAUGGAGCCGUUCAUUUUGAUCUUGAUUGGUUAUCUCUCGUACCUUGUGGCUGAGAUUUUCCACUUUUCGGGUAUUGUCAGCAUUAUGGUAUGUGGCAUGUUGAUGAAGCACUAUGCGUCCAAGAACAUUCAAAAGACCUCUCGGGUCAGCAUUCAGUACUUUCUCAAGAUCAUUUCUGCGACGGCGGAGACUCUGAUUUUUGUCCUUCUGGGCGUCGAGCUCGUCACUUCCGUGUCCAUUGGCUGGCAUACCGAGUUUAUCUUUAUUGCCUAUUUCAUGUGCCUGAUUUUUCGCGCCGUCUCAACAUUUGCCAGCUCCUGGGUGAUCAACCAAAUGCGCCGACACAAAAUCACCUUCAAGGACCAAUGCGUCAUUGCCUAUGGUGGUUUGCGCGGUGCCAUUGCGUUUGCCCUGGCUUUCAUUUUGAUUGAUAACGAGCAACUUUGUAGCGGCAACGAUGGUGAGACUACGCUGCUCCUCACCUUUGUGUUUAUGGGCUUGCAUGCAGUAACCACAAUCGUGCUGUUGCCUCCUUUCUCCCAGGGAACGACGAUCAAGCCUGUGUUGGCGGCGCUUAAUAUCUCCAUGGCCGAUGAGCAUGAGACGCUGGGGUUUGAGAAGCUCAAUACCAAGCUCGUGGACAGCAUGAUGCGAGUUGUGGAGAUUAUUUCCCACGUGCAUUCUCCCAAUUUCCUCCGGGACUUUUAUUCGCGAUUUGAUGAGAUGCUACACUUUUACAUGGUCAAACCUGGCGGUGAUUACAAGUACCUCCUUGAGCGCGCUGAAGAGGAGCAUAUGAAGAGUUUACUCGAGCGUAUUCGCCACGAGCGGCAAAAGGCGCGAGAGGAGGCAGAGGAUCGGGGUUUGGAUGAGGUGGAGGUGGACAACUUGCUAUGGCAGCGUACACAUCAGAACUUCCGUAACGUCAUGGGCGAAAUGGCCAUGCUUACAAAUCGUGCCAUGACUCUUGAAGAGAAUCGCGCACAUUUCAAGUUUGUGGCGGCUUGUGAUGGUCGCAUUCAUCGGCGAAGCAAGGAUGACGUGGCUUCCAAACUGUUGCAAGAAGUCAAGGAUCGGCCUCAUAAUAUGCGAUUCGACUAUGAGGAUGACGACUCUGGUGAUGAUCAGCAGCAGCUGGCGCGUUUUCAAGCCAUGUUGCUGCGGGAAUACGGGCCCGUAGCGGGUACAGGAGGGCGCGAAAGCUUAUCUUCGCGCCAAACCUCGGCAACGGUCCCCGUGCGACGACGUCGGGCCACCAUGACGGUCGGCGAUGAUGAGCCGGAGACACCGACCGGAUCUGCGAUGGAUCUGCCCUCCGCCAACACCCAUUUCUAUCAUCGCUCAGCGAGUACGGGAACAAACUCCAUGGAGGCAUUGCUGGAUGAUCAUGGCACGAUGCAAGAGAUGGAUCUCGAGCUGGGUCUGGCUCCAGUGCAAGAGAUGUCGCUCUAA
Molecule: messenger RNA, 2523 nt
Organism: Monosiga brevicollis MX1
Lineage: Eukaryota; Choanoflagellata; Craspedida; Salpingoecidae
Exons: 23
Coding region: 1-2523 (840 amino acids)
Biological process (GO): regulation of pH; sodium ion transport; proton transmembrane transport
Cellular component (GO): membrane
Molecular function (GO): sodium:proton antiporter activity
Source: RefSeq, a predicted model, not a curated record